Molecule: messenger RNA, 391 nt
Organism: Lecanosticta acicola
Lineage: Eukaryota; Fungi; Ascomycota; Dothideomycetes; Mycosphaerellales; Mycosphaerellaceae
Source: the annotation of a GenBank genome assembly
AUGGCAGACGCAAAAAGCUUGACCGACCAAGUCGAACACUACGAACCUGAAGAUCUCAAAUUUCAACAAGAUGGAGAAGUUCCGUCCCCAGCAAGCCGUCGUGGAUUAUUCGACGAAGGAGUCGAGAAGCUGGGCGUCAAGGCGUCACGAAAACUCGACCUAAUUGUCAUGCCAGCAUUGACUAUCAUCUAUAUCCUCAACUACUUAAGUGAGUCUUCAGAGCGCAGUCCUCCAACACCUCAGCUGAAGAGCGCGCAGACAGACAAACAUAGCGGCGUCAAAACUGGCGAACAUCAUCGAAGAUCUCAAUCUUUCAGUCACGGAGUACAAUGCUUUGCAUCAGCGUACUUUUCGCUGGUUACAGUAUGCCAUUAUCCGAAGCGGCGACUAG